AUGGCGCGUACCAAGCAAACCGCUCGCAAGUCCACCGGAGGCAAGGCCCCUCGUAAACAACUCGCAUCCAAAUCGGCAGCACGCAAGACGGCCAGUAACGCCACUGGUGGAGUCAAGAAGCCUCAUCGGUUCAGGCCCGGUACCGUCGCUCUCCGUGAAAUCAGGCGCUACCAGAAGUCAACCGAGCUACUCAUCCGCAAGCUCCCCUUCCAGCGUCUUGUCCGUGAAAUUGCUCAGGACUUUAAGACCGACUUGCGCUUUCAAUCGUCCGCUGUUAUGGCCUUGCAGGAAGCUGCCGAGGCAUAUCUGGUAUCAUUAUUUGAGGACACGAAUUUGGCGGCCAUUCACGCUAAGCGUGUUACUAUCCAACCGAAGGAUCUGGCAUUAGCGAGGAGGUUAAGGGGAGAACGAUCGUAACCGUUGUUUCUUAAUAUUGUACUUUUUGAUACUGUUCUACUACGCACGUUAUUUGAGCUUGUUAUUUAUGCAGCGUGACGUUGUU
This is a messenger RNA of Laccaria bicolor S238N-H82, 502 nucleotides long. Its product is annotated as histone H3. Gene Ontology annotation, molecular function: DNA binding; protein heterodimerization activity; structural constituent of chromatin. Bases 1 to 417 code for a protein of 138 amino acids. The record is from RefSeq and is a predicted model, not a curated record. NCBI's taxonomy places the organism in Eukaryota, Fungi, Basidiomycota, Agaricomycetes, Agaricales, Hydnangiaceae. Gene Ontology annotation, cellular component: nucleosome. The transcript has 4 exons.